Messenger RNA from Dimorphilus gyrociliatus, 1282 nucleotides. NCBI's taxonomy places the organism in Eukaryota, Metazoa, Annelida, Polychaeta, Dinophilidae. The record is from the annotation of a GenBank genome assembly.
AGUCUAUUCCGAACAACCAACGCAUAAAAGCAUUUAAAGAUUUCCCGCGUUUUUUUUUUGGACAAAAAGCACUUGGAAUAUGUCAUUGUUUAGCCCUCUGGCUUGCAAAUUACCUCAGAAAAGUGAGAAAACUCCUCUAUUUCAAAGUAAUGUAUCUGUUUUUACGGAGGGGAACGGAGCAUGCCGAAAACUUCUCUGGAGUCCUCCAUUAUCGCGUGGAUCUUAUGAUUCGCCCGAUUCUACUGCUAAGAGAGGUCGGCCAAAACUCAUUUCACUGGCCAAUUUCCAUCAAGAAAGCCCGAAUGAAGUUGGAGAACUUCAAUGCUCUUAUUGUGGAAGGACUUUUCCCAAAUGGAAAUGUUUAAAGGCUCAUAUAUUAACUCAUACCGGAGAGAAGCCAUUCAAAUGCGAUUUUCCUGGGUGUGAAAAAAAAUUUAGACAAGGUGGCCAAUUAAAAACCCAUCAGAGAUUACAUACGGGGGAGAAGCCGUUUUGCUGUUCAAUCGAAGGUUGCGAAUAUAAGUUUGCUCACGUUAAUCGCCAUUGCCCAAUGCAUCCCUCAACUCCAUUGAAAAAACAGGAUACUACUCUCUCCAUAAAAGCUAAAAUAGAAUUGGAAGGAAAUGAAGAAAAAAGAAAUUGGCUACAAAAAUACUUGACAAGAUCUUACGCACUUAAAGCAUAUCCUAAUGAAAAUGACCAAUCCAUGAUUAUCAAGAAACCGUCGAAGACGGUCAAGCGUCUAAGUUAUGAGGUAGAUGAGAAGAAGCCAGGUUUUCAAUUUAAUACGGCAAGCCCUCGAAAGAGGAAAGAAAUUGCUGAUAAAAUUGAUGGUGCACUGGCUCUAGUCGCUUUGUCUCAAGCAUUCUAAAAAUCCCCUUGAAAAAUUUUUAAAUCAUUCUCAUUAUCUACAUUAUUUUUACUCUUAAAGAAAGUUGUAUACAUGUUCUCUACAUCUAUAAGUAUUUUUUUCAUUUUUACUUUUAAAGAUAUAUAUGUAUAUGUGAAUAUAUAUAUAUAUAUAAAAGAUUAUAGAUAAGCACAUUUUUCCAACAUAUAUGCUACAUUCUGUUGUAUAUAUAUAUAUAUAUAUAUAUAUGUAUGUACGUAUGUAUGUAAAUGUAUAACUGUAAAUUUAUUUUUUGUUUUGUUUACAUUUUUUUUUCUGUUAGUAUUGCCUUUUGAAAAGGAAAACAGCAGAAAUGUUCUGCAAAGAUGCCAUGACUUAAUGUAAUCCAGUGGAAAAACAGUAAAAAUACAAUUUAAACUUUAUAUAUUAAAA